AUGGGGUUCCUCAAGGGUCAGUCUUGGGCCCCCAACUCUAUAUAUUGUACACCGCGUCUGUUGCUGACAUCAGUAAGUCUCAUAAUCUACAGUACCACUAUACUGACGACACACAAUUAUACGUUGCCUUUAAGACCAAUUGUGAUGUUGAUGCAGGUCUUUCUACAUCAAGAGUUGAACGCUGUGUUACAGAUAUCGACUGA
This is a messenger RNA of Pocillopora meandrina, 203 nucleotides long. The record is from the annotation of a GenBank genome assembly. Lineage: Eukaryota; Metazoa; Cnidaria; Anthozoa; Scleractinia; Pocilloporidae.